Molecule: messenger RNA, 451 nt
Organism: Linderina pennispora
Lineage: Eukaryota; Fungi; Kickxellomycota; Kickxellomycetes; Kickxellales; Kickxellaceae
Exons: 1
Coding region: 37-222 (61 amino acids)
Source: RefSeq, a predicted model, not a curated record
GUCUUGGGCGCAUGCUGGAGAACUGAAGUGCUGGCCAUGAUUAGCUGUGUGCCCGGGUCCAACGGUGUAGGCCCGCUGGUACUCGGCGACCGCAUGAGCGAAAUUGCAGAGCCAUUCGGGCUACCAGGCCAAGGUGAAAAAGCCGACGCACAAAGGGGAGGACGGACAAUGCAGUGCCCAGCGCUACACAUCAGCGGGUAUCAAGUGGACAAGUGCUGGUGAAAGCAUCGCAUGAAGCACACCCACCGUUAAUGAUGCCGUUACAGCGUGGAUACACAGUGCCGGGCACUUCAAAACGGUGAUCGGCGACUUCGAUAUUGUUGGUUUCGGCGUGCAUUUCCCUUACUGGACAAUGGGCGUUGCAAAGACCGCAUCAAAAGCAGUGUGAACUGGUUGCAUGGUCCAGCGUAUUUGGCCGAGGGGGGCCGUGUGCGGACCAGCUAAAUUUGGG